AAAAAAAAAAGGCCCUGGAAAGGAAGACUUUACUGCUGAAUUUUACCAGACCUUUAAUGAAACCAAAACUACAUUGAGACUCCAUCUCAUCCUACUUAAAAUGAGAAUAAUACAAAAUAUCAUACAAAGCAAACAAAAAACCAGACCCAUAAACACUGGCAGAGUGGAAAAAGGAAAUGUAUGGCUGGAGAUAGAAGAGAGCACAGCCACUCUGGAAGGUAACUAAGGGUACCUGUGUUAUCUGUCCUUGCAAAGCCAACUGAAAUUGCUCAUUGAUGGACUUCAUGGUGCCCCAUUCAUCUGUAUUCCAUUCAUCUAUCGUUUGUGGAUGAUGUAAAGAGCUCUUCCUGUAUGCCGGACAUUGUUUUAGGUUUCAAAAUAAAGGUAGCUGGUACAGAGGAUCUAUCCUGUUAUGAGACAAUAAACCAAGUGUCGGGAGAGCUAAGUGUUCUUUCCAAGGAGAGAAUGAAAAUGGCAAGACAACCUGUCACCACCUUUGGGAAGAUCACAUCUGAUGGCCAUGGCUGUUGGAUAGAAGUGCAGUCAAUUGUGCACUGAUCUUAUGCCCUGAAGCCGUGGAACUCAUGCUUCAGCUCUGAUGUUUUCUACUUUUGUGUGGAUUCCGUAGGAUUUUCCGCUGGCUUUGAACUAACUGUGUAGCCUGAGUCGGCCUUCAAGUCAUGGUAAUCCUCCUGCCUCAGCCUCUUGAGUACUGGGAUCACAGAUGCGCCUCACCACACAUGGUUGAUGAGAGAGGUUCUGGCUAUAUAGCCCAGGUCCCACGUACACAGACCCCGUGGCCGGAAGCUCCAGGGAUGACCAGCCCCUCCCCGCGCAUCCAGAUCAUCUCCACUGACUCUGCAGUUGCCUCACCCCAGCGCAUCCAGAUCGUCACGGAUUCGGCAUCUGUGGAGCGGCUGCUGGGGAAGGCCGAGCUCCAGCGGCCACAGGUGGUGGAAUACUGUGUGGUCUGCGGUGACAAAGCCUCAGGCCGGCACUAUGGGGCUGUCAGCUGUGAAGGCUGCAAGGGCUUCUUCAAAAGGAGCGUGAGGAAGAAUCUGACCUACAGCUGCCGCAGCAGCCAGGACUGUGUGAUCAACAAGCACCACCGCAACCGUUGCCAGUUCUGCCGCCUAAAGAAGUGCCUGGAGAUGGGCAUGAAGAUGGAGUCUGUGCAGAGUGAGCGUAAGCCCUUUGAUGUACAGCGGGAGAAGCCAAGCAACUGUGCUGCUUCCACAGAGAAGAUCUACAUCCGGAAGGACCUGCGGAGCCCCCUGAUAGCCACACCCACUUUUGUGGCUGACAAGGACGGUGCAAGCAGACAGCCUGGUCUUCUGGACCCAGGGAUGCUCGUGAACAUCCAGCAGCCCCUGAUCCGUGAGGAUGGGACAGUGCUCCUGGCCACAGACUCCAAGGCUGAGACAAGCCAGGGAGCCCUGGGCACACUGGCAAAUGUCGUGACCUCUCUGGCUAACCUGAGUGAAUCCUUGAACAACGGCGACACCUCAGACAUCCAGCCAGAGGACCAGUCUGCCAGCGAGAUCACUCGGGCAUUUGACACUUUAGCCAAAGCACUUAACACUGCAGAUAGCGCCUCACCCCCUGGCUUGGCAGACGGGCUGGAUGCCAGUGGAGGAGGUGGCAUCCACGUCAUCAGCAGGGACCAGUCCACACCCAUCAUCGAGGUUGAGGGCCCGCUUCUCUCAGACACACACGUCACAUUCAAGCUGACGAUGCCCAGCCCAAUGCCGGAGUACCUCAACGUGCACUAUAUCUGCGAGUCUGCGUCACGCCUGCUCUUCCUAUCCAUGCACUGGGCGCGCUCCAUUCCAGCCUUCCAGGCAUUGGGGCAGGACUGCAACACCAGCCUGGUACGUGCCUGCUGGAAUGAGCUCUUCACCCUUGGCCUGGCGCAGUGUGCACAGGUCAUGAGCCUAUCCACCAUCCUGGCCGCCAUCGUCAACCACCUGCAGAACAGCAUCCAGGAAGACAAGCUGUCAGGCGAGCGUGUGAAGCAGGUCAUGGAGCACAUCUGGAAGCUGCAGGAGUUCUGCAACAGCAUGGCGCGACUGGAGAUAGACGGCUACGAGUACGCAUACCUUAAAGCUAUAGUUCUCUUUAGCCCUGAUCACCCAGGUCUAACGGGCACAAGCCAGAUUGAGAAGUUCCAGGAGAAGGCCCAGAUGGAGCUGCAGGACUAUGUACAGAAGACCUACUCUGAGGACACUUACCGAUUGGCCCGGAUCCUUGUACGCCUUCCAGCGCUCAGGCUGAUGAGCUCAAACAUCACUGAAGAACUCUUUUUUACUGGCCUCAUUGGCAACGUUUCAAUAGACAGCAUAAUCCCCUACAUCCUCAAGAUGGAGACAGCGGAGUACAAUGGCCAGAUCACUGGAGGCAGCCUAUAGGCACUGUGCCCAGCCGGCCAGGGCUCCCAGGCCCCUCAGACCCCAGAAGACAGUGGCAGACAGAGCCCGGUAUGUGCAAAUGUUUCCAUGUCCGCCACUCCCCACCUGGUUUCUUCUUACCAUAACCCCAGGCAGUCUUGACUGAAGGCCAGGAUCCUUUCCUGCCGUGAGAAAUGUUUUCAUGCCUUUUGAUGAAGCAGCUGACUUUGGAACAACCUUUUAACUCAAUUUGUAUUUCAAAUUUCUCAAAGGGCAAAAAACAAAAAUGAAGUUUUAUAAUGUCAGAGACUAGUAUUAAAACUAAAAGAACCUAAGAGAACAGUAUGCCUGUAAAUAUAUUAAAAAAUGUCCUUGGAAUUAAUAGCUACUAAUUACCAGGGUAACAACAUUAGCACUUUCUAAGCACUUCUUACCAGAAUCUGUGACAUUAGCAGCAUCUUGCCUGUGGGCAGGGCAAAUGGAAAACUUUUACUGAGAUGCUCAUGAUCCCUGUGGAAACGCACUGGGCCACAGGAGACAAUCAAGCACUUAAGGAAGGAAGGAUCAUUCCUGUCGGUGUGCACACUGGUGUCAGAGGGCAUCACGCCGUUCAUGGGAGCAUGGUGGCCCAGUGGCAGGAACCCAAACCAGAAGCCACCAACAACUGGCUGAGGAUCCUCACAGUCCUGGCCUGUAACAGAGUCUACAGACUACAGGAACCUGGGUUCUACACUGAGGGGCUCAGAGUGCAGCCCCGCAGACCCUCACCCAGCUAACUCCACUGGCAUUGGAAACAUCGUCACCACUACUCAGAGCAGCAGAGCUCCCUACCCAACAUGUACAGCAGACACUUGGAACCUUGACACCCCUUGGAACUCAUCCCAGUGGCUUCUGCACCUCCCGCUCCUGGUACCCUGAAGAAGGGCCUGUGUGUCUCUGAGGCACUAGAACUGUGCAGUCAGACGGGGCCGUGCUGCACUCUCGCUAGACCUAUGUGCUGGCGCGAGCAUCAGGAUGGUCCUUUGUGGCUGGUUAAACAUCAGGGACCCUACCAGAGUCCCCACACCUGUCAUCUCUCCUGUGAGCCUUUUGGAGCUUUUGCUCAAUGGACACAGCAGCAAUGGCUCCCAAUCCUGAUGUUACAUUCUCUUUCUGCAAAAAUGAGUGACUGGUUUGCAGUGAGAACAGACUCACCGGGACUGUGCCAGGCACCCCGGGUUUCUAUCUGGGCUGGAGUAAGAAAGCCCUUCCUGUAGGAUGAGGUUUGCAUCUGCUGGGAUUGUAAAUUGGAUCUGGCUUUGCAGAGUCCCAAGGGUUGCCAGCUACCACUGCUCACUCUCAUAAAAAAUGAGUGUGCAUGGCAUGUCUGGCUCCUGAAUUGCCAUUUGGAUCUUGGGGUGUCCUCACAGGUCACACCUGGGAGGCAGUCUUGGGGACAUCAGGUGGCCAGUAUAAAAUGAUGAUAUAAUUUUGCCAGCUUAAAGUAUGAUUUAGUUUUUUAACCUAAGUGUUUUAAAUUUUAAAAUUAAAGACUGCCCAGGACUGAGGGGUUUGGUGGGUCCCCUUCCUCUGCCUGUAAAGGAUUCCAGUUGAGGUGUUGCCAGGGGCAGUGUGUCCUGUCACCACAGCUCACAAGCUGCCCCAUCCUACUCCUCAGGAUCUGGUGUGAGUACCCUUGAGGGACAGGGCACAUGCAGAGCUCAGGGACAGCACUGAAGAAGAGUGGCUUUAUGUGUGAAGCUGCUGACUCUGACCAGUGCUGGCCAAUUCCAGUGGCUAUAGGGCAUCCCAGACCCUUGGCCUUGUCUUUGAGGGUCACAUCACAUGCCCAGUCUCGCUGCCUGAGGUCAUUUCCAGCCUUCAACUGUGCGUCUUGUCAGAUGGGUUCAGGUGUCCACCCAGGCUGGGGAUAGUGUAGUUUCCCCUCAGUCCUCAUCUGGAGUAAGUGGGUAUACCCUGAGCCUACGAGGUGGGACCAGCCCUCAGUGAGGGACACAGCUUGGCAGCUGUUUCAAAAGUACAUGGAGUAACUGUGGCUAUGUGUCUCUUUCCAGAACCAUUUCAAACAGUGCUGCAUUAGGACAAUUGUGUGGUCCAUGUGUGGUGGUCUUUACAGGUGUGAACAGGACAGAGCAGACAGGAAAAGACCAAACUCCUUCAGCAGUGAUUCUUAAGUUCCUCCUGGAGGGUGUCUAGAGGUGUCAGGCAGUCCUUCUAGUGUGCAACAAGUAUAUGCAUAAAAGAACCUGCAUUUACUGUCCAACCUCUGCUGUAGCCUGUGGCAUGGGGUCAUCAGGGUAGUCACGUAUGCUCUGCCCUCAGACUAUCAUCUGGCUUGUCACAGUAUUAGAGGUUGUUCAGAGGUGGCCCAGCAACCACACUGCACGAGCCCUAGCAAGGGGCCAGUGAUCACAGGCUCUGAGGUGGCAACACUGUCCUCAGGAGGUCUGCUGUCUCUAGAAUCCCAAAGCUCGCUCUCUACCUUUUAGCUUGAACAUGUGACAGGUAGUGAGAUGGCAAAUGGCAUUGGUGCUCCCAUGGCCAGACACAAAAGCUACCAUCUGACACCCCUUCUGCCCAUCCACUUCCUCUGCCCAGCUCAGCCUCUAGAUUGUGGUUUUUGGAGAACAUCCAGAACCAGCCCCCAACCAGACAGGGUGGCCCAGGUCUCCAGAGUAUACAUGUGUCUACACCUAUGUACAGUAUACAUAGCAUGCACCCAUAUAAUAGGUGUAAAUUAUGUGUACAGUCUCAGCCACCACCCAGCCACCACCGUGACAGCUAAGAGAGAUCCUACGGUAUGAGCAUUCAAGGGCACUGUGACAAUGGCCAGGGCCCAGAUGGAGCUCAGACAGGAGCAGUCCAGGCCAGGGCAUUUGUCUGUGUCCUCUAGGUCCCAGGGGCUAGGACAGUGGACAGUGCAGCCCAACAGCCAGGACUAGUGGCUUUUUCUACACCAACUCCUCUGACUUCUGAUGGAUCCUGGUAAUAGCCAGUAGCCUCCCUAGGCACUGGACCCAUUUGCCAGGCUAAGACGACAUGGCCUGUCUGCAGGCUGCUUCAGGGUGGCAGCAUCAGUGCUCCCUUGUGGGCCCUAGCCAGAUGCACCCACCCCUCAGUAUAGGGCCUGCCAAGUUAAUCAGAUAGCACUGCUGUCAGCUCACUGUGGUGGCCCGAGUAUAACACACCUUAAAUCACUUCCAACUGUGAGCAUGCAAAUGAAACCUGCUGGCUUAAUUCCUUUUUGUAACUUAGGGUUUGCAUUCUUGGGGUAAAAACUACUCUAAUAUAGAUGUGUUCACCCUGAAAAUUGCAUAUGCCAAUUUUCUUUGCCAGAUCUAUUGUGCUAUCUCCUGUAUGUAGCCAGCUUUCCACUGAAAUACAGGACUUGCAGAUAGAUAGCACAGGAGCUCCCGGGAGUUGUGCUCGGGUCUGAACUAAGCUGGCCUGCUGUUAGAAACACUUCAUGCAGCCACAGCACUCAGUGCCUUUUGUGAGACAUGGGUUGCUAAACCUUCCGCAUCCCUGCUCUGAUGUUACAAGAGCUUCCACAGAGUCCCAACCCUAGCCUGUUGUGACAAUCACACUAAAGAAACUGACUUUCCAGUCAAGAAGGGGAGCCUGAUUGUCUCUAAAUGACUUUAAAAUAUGGGGGGGGGGGGCACCUGUUACAUUAGCAACCUAAUAACAAACUGAGAGAUCAUAUUUUUAAUGUUCCACUAUACUUCCAUUUAAGAAGAUAAAUUUUGGUCUUGAUAGUUACACACAAAGUCCCCAACACCAUUUACCAAUUCAGAGUGCUUUAGUGUUUAAUGCAGAGGUAACAUCAGGAAGGGGCAGACUGACAGCAAACCCAGCUCUUUAUGAAGAAAGGACCCUCCUAGGCCAGGCAUACAGCUCAGUGUAAUAACCACCUGCCUGGCAAGUGCAAGGUUGAGUUCAAUCCCUGGUACGGUACCCGCCCUCCCCCCCCCAAAAAAAAAGACCCUCUUGUCGCUGUCAACACUGCCACUGCACACAACUCAAUCCUGGAACCUUUUUCUACCCUGAAACCAGUGUUCAAUUAGUUUUAUACCCAAAAAGCUGUGUCUUUCUCAGCACCGCCCAUAGCUCCUGCUGUAGUUCGGCCCUCUGUUAACAUGUAGCUGUGUUGCCAGCCCCUUUGAGACGAUGUCUGUUAGAGGAGAACCGGGUGUUGGGACCGUUUCUGUAACCUCUGCCCUUCACAAGAUAGAAAAUACUGUUCAUGCCAUUACCUUCUAAUUCCAGGUUCCAAACCUGCUGGAAGCUAUGGCUCUACACAGCUUCCUUCCUGUACGAAUCAGCUUUGUUACGUGAUGGCAUUUAAAAACUAGCAUGUUCUUUUUAAAGUGGAUUUUAUAUCUAAUCAGUGUCUUCAGUCUUGAAGAAUCUGCAUUGUUGUGUUUGUAUAUAGAGUGUCACAGUGCAUGAAUUAGCUUUAUGCAUUUUAUUAAAUGCUGUUUCGAUGUGGCAUUACUGUUGUGGCUUAAUACUACUACCUACAUGAGGUUUAUACCAUUAAAAGUGGAUUAAGG
Octodon degus (degu) is the source of this 6943-nucleotide messenger RNA. It is a transcript of the gene Nr2c2, whose product is annotated as nuclear receptor subfamily 2 group C member 2. The record is from RefSeq and is a predicted model, not a curated record. Gene Ontology annotation, molecular function: RNA polymerase II cis-regulatory region sequence-specific DNA binding; nuclear receptor activity; zinc ion binding. NCBI's taxonomy places the organism in Eukaryota, Metazoa, Chordata, Mammalia, Rodentia, Octodontidae. Gene Ontology annotation, biological process: cell differentiation; positive regulation of transcription by RNA polymerase II; positive regulation of embryonic development. The transcript has 15 exons. The coding region runs from base 681 to 2408 and encodes 575 amino acids.